GCAGCGGUAUCUUUGAGAUGAAGGAACGUAAACAAAAAAUAUCACCCAAAGAUGACUUCUUUUGGCAUUGAUGUAGACUCUGAAGAAUUAUGUAUGAUAGACUCAGGACUUCAAAGUUUAAGCGACGUUCCCAUAAGGCAAUAUAAUAACCUGAAGGUGCUGAAUCUUCAUUGCAACUUUCUUAGAAGGAUCGAGAACCUGCAGCUGAGGAGCUUACUCCAUUUAGACCUGUCAUCCAAUCAGAUUGAAAGAAUUGAAGGACUCGAUAGCUUAUCAAACCUCAGAACGCUGAAUUUAGCUUGUAAUCAAAUCACCACUGUGCAGGGAUUAGAUGGUCUAAGGGCAUUGGUGAAGCUUAAUCUUUCCUACAAUCACAUCACAGAUAUAUCAGGUUUCCACAGACUCCAGGGGAGAGACUACAAGCUUUCUUAUGUGGAACUACAAGGGAACCGCAUACAGUCAGUACAGCAUGUGAUAGCCAGUCUGCGAGGUUGCCUGAACCUGAGGAGGCUCACCCUGGCACAAGAUGGAAGUGAUAACCCAGUGUGCCAGAUCCCGGGUUCUUGGAGCAGCAUCAUGAGUGCAGUUCCACAGUUACAGAUACUGGAUGGAGUUAACAGAGAUGGCACCCCAGUGCAGACCGCUGAUAUACUGGCAGACAUUCCUGGACUGGAUCAAUACAUGGAGUUUUUGCUGCCAUCAAGCAGCAAUUCUGACAUGGAUCCUGUUGCACUAGCUACUCCACACAUUGAUGAAGCUCUAGAGAAGUUCAAAGAGAGGGCAGUCAUGUCCACUACUGAGGUCAGCACCACCAGCACCACCACUGACCAGGAGACUGCAGAGAGAGAGAGGCAGCCGGGAAGGUUACCCAGUGGAAACAGGAGUCCCAUAGGGUCCCGGCUGUCCAUUGAUCAUGAGCUGAGACUGGAGAAGUUAGAACACCAGCUAGCACAGGUGUUAUAUGGAGGAAAGUCAACUAGGUCACCAAAGGUCACUUCACCAAGGGCACCCAAGGUCAGUCCAUUAAGGUCAAGGUCACCACAAGGUGGAAGUAAGACAACUAGACUGGUAGCAAAGAGAGAUGUUGACCAAACAGACGAGAGUGACAGUGAGGGCCCCAAGGCUGCAGGCAAGUCUCGCAGGUCAAGGAAGACUAAGAUUCCAAGUUAUCAGCGUGCCACGGUGGCCAGCAGGGAGAGGGAGAGAAAAUCACAGUCAUCAGGGGUCUCCUCUAGUCCUAGUGGUGAGGACCACACCCAGCCAGCCCCAGGGUCUCCAGUAUCAGGCCCCAGGGUUCUCAGCCAGGGAGAGGCACCCACAGCUUACGCUGCUGACAGGCAGCUCAAGUCGGAGAUAGAGGCUACAUACGUGCAAUUAAUGCAGGAGCUGGAGGGGGAAAGAGAGAGGAGAUGGAAAGCAGAGCAAGCCACCAAGAAACUCGUUGAUCAUAUUCAGAGCAUGCGAACAAAAGCCAAAGAAGAUCACGAUCUCCAAGAUGUCGCCAUCCAAGCAACCACCAGGUUAAAACAAGCUUUGACCAAUGAGAGAGAAGCCAAGCUGCGCCUUAAAGAAGAAGUGGACAGUUUAAAGCACCAAGUGAAAGUGAUGACAGAGAAGCUGGAGGCUGCAGAGGAAGGAGAGAAUAGACAACACCAGGCAUUGAAAGCCAUGGAACAAACUGCAGCCAGGGCUGAGACUGAACACAUACAGCAGCAGGCACAUGAGGUAAAGAAAACCCAGGAAGCUCUGGCCAGAGCAGCAGCAGCCAAUCGUGAGGUUGAUCUCUUGAAGAACUCGGUAAAAACUCUGAAAUCUCAAGUCCAUUCCUUGCAGGAGUUGGUGGCCAAUAGGGAGCAGGAACACAGGAAAGUGUUGCAAGGUAAAUUUGAUCUAAACAGCAAAGAGAUGCAGGAUGCAAUUGCCAGGGAAGUUUCUACAAUAAGAGAGCAGCAUUCCACCCAAUUACAAAUACAACAAGAGAAGAUGGACACACUGAUGAAGCAGUACACAGAGCUGGAAGAUGAGUUCAGAAUGGCUUUGCAGAUUGAAUCAGACAGAUUCAGAGAGCUUCAGGCAGCCUUUCAAAAGAACAGCCGUGAGGCAGCAGAGAACACGCAGGCUUUGUUGGUUGCUCAGAAGAAGGACGAGACACAGACACAAAUGAUAGCAGAUCUUACUGCGUUGGUAAAGGAACAAAAAGGAAGACUGACUGAACUUUCAAAGUCCAGACAGGAGCAGUUACGGGAGCUCAGGGAGAGAAACCUUACUCUUGAGGGCCAAGUAGAAGAUGCCAGAAAGAAAAUGGUUCAACUCGAGCUACUGAAACAGGAAAGGACCAAAAUGCAAUCCCAGCUCCAGGCGCAGGAGUCCGUUAUAGAGGGACUGAAAGCAGAACGCAAGCUUUGGGGUCAAGAACUUGCUCAACAGGGGUCAGCACUGGCACAGGACAGGGGGCGGCUGGAGGCCAAGAUAGAGGCACUCACGUCAGAAGUCAGCUCUCUGAAGAAACAGUUAGAUAGAGAAGUUGAUGCCCUGAAGAUAAAAUCCAAGAUGCUGGACGACCAGACAGAAACAAUACGAAAGCUGAAGGAUGCUCUGGUGGAGCGGGAUGAAGAAAUCAAGCGAGCGAGAGACGAAGGACUUAAAAUACAGAAAGAUCUGGAGUCUCAGCUGACGUCUGAGACUUCAGUGAAUCAGGAUUUGCAGGAGAAGGUAGAUAAGCUGACAGAGAGGAAAGAAGAACUAAAACAGCAGGUGGCUGACUUGACAGAUGAAUUAGAAGAAUCCAAAAAAGCUCACAGUAUUCUAAAUAAACGUUGGAAGGAAAAGUCUGAAGUGAUCGGUCAGCUGGAAAAACAAGUUCGGCAGAUGAAAGAUGUUUGGGAGAACAAUGAGAAGAAACUAACUGAAGAGAGGGAUAAAGCUAUUCAGGGAGCAAGUGCUGCUGUAGAGAGGAUGAAGACCAUGGAUGAUGCUUUCAGGGCACAGCUGGACCAGAAGGAGCAGGCACACAGAGAACAGAUGGAGAAACUGGAAGCAGAGAAACAAGUGGAGCUGGGAGAGGCUCAGCAGAGAGUAAUGCAGGUAGAAGAAGAGAUGAGACAGCUUCUAAGAGAAACAGAAAACAACAAGAAGAUGAUGGAAGAAAAGAUAAGGAAGAUGAGCCAAGUAUUUGGUGAUUUACAGAAAGAUUUAUUAUAGUAGUUCAGAGUGUGGUGUUUUUGACAAUUGAAUAACAUAAAAAAAAAAAAAAUUCCUACAGCGAAAUUGUACAAAAAGAUGAACAAUGGAGUGGGUUGAAAUUAGCAGGUAAUGAAAAUUAUUUAUUAUUAAAAAAGAAACUUUAUAGGGAUUGUUAGAGUAGUAUUGAUGAUGAAUAGAGUGAAUGUUUAUUCUUAUGAGGGUAGCAGUGAUUCUUGGAAAUGAACUUUUAUUUAUUCACAUGUUGAUUAUUUCCAUUAGGAAAAAGAUUGCAUUUAUGAAGCUCCUGCCAGGAGAAUUUCUUUAGGGUUCAAUCCCACUGAAACUAUCGAUCUACGUACAUCGAUCCAACUUUGCCAGGACUCUCACUGAAUGCAAUCAGUUGAACAGAUAUACACACCUCUUCUUGUUUCCAACUUACUUGCAUAAUCGCCAGCUUUUCUGAAUUUUAUUCAACAACAGGAGGAGCGUGUUUAUAUGUUAAACUGAUAGUAUUCAGCGUGAGUCCCCGCAGAGCUGGAUUGAUCUGUGUAAACUGAUAGUUUCGGUGGGAAUGAGGCCUUUAACAACCUCAGACAAUUAAAUUGAUUGGGCUUCAGCUUUUGUGGUUACAACAGUGACUGCUGUGAAAAUUGUAUUUUAUAUUAAUAAGUGUGAUGCCCCUGAAGAGGAGCAUUGUCUGCUGUAACAAUCCAGUUGGAAUAGAAAAAUAAAUGCUGAUUUAUUGUAUUGAAGUAUAAAAACCAAGGACACAUUUGUUUUUUUGCAAUAAAGAUUUAUAUCUCACAGAAAAGUCAACAGCUUGUUGCUACAUUGUGAUUCGUUGGAAGCUAAAAUUAAUCCAUGAAGCUGUCUAUCACACCAUUUCUGAAUGGUAUAUGUUCUGUUGAAUUAGAAUUUUUGUAAAUCACCUAGGGAUUUGAUCAGAUUUUAAUAUUUUGGAGUGAUAAAUCUUGGAAAGAACCAAAGGAGUGUUGUCUCAUGGAGUGUCACACACAUUAUGAAUAAAAGAGGCAAAUUUAAACCAAAAAAUGCAUGAACUUAUAAGUUUAAAGGGAGAAUAUAUCUUCGUAUGAGAUCUAUAUUUCACAAUAAAAACAUUGUGAACAACUUAUAGAAA
Messenger RNA from Lingula anatina, 4321 nucleotides. RefSeq names its product leucine-rich repeat and coiled-coil domain-containing protein 1-like. NCBI's taxonomy places the organism in Eukaryota, Metazoa, Brachiopoda, Lingulata, Lingulida, Lingulidae. The record is from RefSeq and is a predicted model, not a curated record. Gene Ontology annotation, molecular function: protein binding. Gene Ontology annotation, cellular component: cytoplasm.